GCAAGCCUGCGCAACAUUUAGGUUGAACUCUCUAACCUGCAAUUCAGCGGCAAUCUCUAGUGAGCCAUCAUACGCCAUCAUGGUGCUCAACAUCACCUUAGAAGAAUCAAUGCCGAGAUCAAGUGUAAAAGACAUAAUUCGAAUCUCCCGAAGUCAGCCGCGGGAAACGAACCUCUCCUCCGUCGACAUCAGCUUCCGACGAACAGUACGCAUACCUGAGCGAGCCUACGACCAUUACUUGCGAACUGACCACGGAGCUUUCCCAAUAUAUACCGUGGGAGAGCAUAAGACUCGGCUGCCUGAUCAGAUGGUAGCUAAGCGUGGAGCAUUCAUCCCUAUGUAUGAGAGGGAAGCGCUGUGGAUCAAUCUGGAAUCUAAGACUCCGUUCCGAAUCAAGAUACAUUUCAGGGGCAUCAAUGUAGUAUCAGGAAAAUCUGAAGGCAAGAAAUUUUGCCAAGAAUUGCCUUCCACCCAGGAUUAUGUAGUCUCUGGCUCACAGCAUUAUGUCGAUGGCGUGAUGAGUGAUGAUGGCAGCACGAUCAUGCAAUUUAUUGCUACUCCAGCCAAAUCGACAAGCCCAGAGGCAAUAUCCACCCUUCGGUUCGAGAUUACACUACUCCAUCAAUUAGAUCCAGGGCUGGUUCAAACUUCCUUUGCCAAGACGAUGCAAAUUCUCGUGAAGUGGUGCGGUGGCGCAGCAAUGACAUUCGUAGUCCUCGAGACAACCACUAUCUUGGAAUUGAAGAGAAUGAUCUCAUACAAGAUUCUGGUUCAACGCGGUUGGGAUCUUCUGUCGGAAGACAUGGUCUUGAAGCAACACCUUGGCAAAUACGAGCCACUAGAAGAUGGUAGCACCAUGAAAAUCGAAGGAAUCCAGGAAACGACGACUAUUCAUAUUCACCGUUGCAGACCUCGGGGCGACAUUCAGCCUACGAUGAAUCCCAAACAACAGAAGAAGCAAGAAGAAAUGACAUUUGCUCCUGGUGGACGGAUUCAGCAGACAAUCAUGCGGGAUUAUUUCGAGCCUUCUAGUUGGGACCAUCAAGAAACGAUAUUCUUCAACGUCCAGCUCUUGAACGCUACCAUUUUCGAACGAGUUAUUACCGCUCCUCCUCCGACUCUCAUCACUCAACAGCUAUAUACGACUUAUGGCUAUCCAUUCCUUGAGAUUCAUACAGAGAAGAGUGCCGAAACCGCAUAUCUGAAAAUGCUUGACGAAGAAGCUGCGUUCAAGGCUGAAGGUGGUAAGCAUGAUGACCCGUUCGCCCUCAAGGAUAUUGAUCGCCGACGCAAGGCUUGA
Mollisia scopiformis is the source of this 1300-nucleotide messenger RNA. RefSeq lists its product as uncharacterized. The transcript has 4 exons. The record is from RefSeq and is a predicted model, not a curated record. Gene Ontology annotation, molecular function: protein binding. Bases 80 to 1300 code for a protein of 406 amino acids. Lineage: Eukaryota; Fungi; Ascomycota; Leotiomycetes; Helotiales; Mollisiaceae.